CCAAAAUUGACUUCUUACCGAAAAGUGCUAUAGAACAUAAUAAGAAUGGCUUGCGAGGCACGAUUAACCAAUGAAUUAAUAGAUUGGAUAUUAUUGAAAGAAGAUUUGAAAUAUUUGCCAACUGAAAUAGAAGUACACUUAGCAUCUAUUAUUGAUGUAUUAAGAAAAUUUAGCAUAGACAAAUUCGAGAAGACAAAAUGGAUAAAAAAAUUUUUAAUUACAAUAGAAGCUUGCUUAGAUCGUACCUGGCAAAUAUUAAAUUCGGGCCAUUGGAAAGAUGUUCCAAUAUCGUAUAGAUAUAGUUAUUCUUUUUGUAGUCUCAUAAAGGUAAUACUGUUAGAAAUAGAACAUGAACAAAAUGAAGAAAAAUCAUCAGAUACAGAGAUACAAGUAUUGCAAGAAAUUAUUCAACAAAUUGAUAAAGGUAUAUUAUUAGGUGCUCCUUUACCUAACGAGCCAUCAUUACUAACAUCAAUUGCUUCCAAAAUAAAUAAUUAUUAUAGUAAAUUUGUGAGAACACUUAAUGUAAAAAAGAUAGAAAUUGAUUAUAGUAAAGUUUCUCAAUCGUUGCUUCCUGAAUUUGUACAAGUUAAUCGAUACAAGGUACCUUCUAUGGAAUUAUUUUAUAAAGACAUCUUUAUACCAAAAAUUCCAGUCAUAAUAACAGAUUCUAUGAAGCAUUGGAAUGCUUUACAUUUAUGGCAAGAUAUUGAUUAUUUGAAUAAAAUCGCAGGAAGUCGUACGGUGCCUAUUGAAAUAGGAUCUCGAUAUACAGAGGAAGAUUGGAGUCAAAGUUUAAUUACAUUUUCAGAAUUUUUACAAUCGCAUAUAAUUAAGGCGACCCAAAAAGUUGGUUAUUUGGCUCAACAUCAGCUUUUUGAUCAGAUACCAGAAUUACAAAAUGAUAUCGUCAUACCAGACUAUUGUUCGUUUUCUGAUAAAGAAGAUGUAGAAGUUGAGCCACCAGAUAUAAAUGCAUGGUUUGGACCAGCUGGAACUGUGUCACCAUUACAUUUUGAUAUAAAAAAUAAUUUAUUGUGUCAGGUAUUCGGUUAUAAAAGAAUAUUUUUAUAUAAUCCAUCUGAUUCCAUAAAUUUAUAUCCAUAUGAUACAAAAUUACUUUAUAACACAGCACAAGUAGAUCCUCUCAAACCUGAUUACAUAAAAUGGCCAGAUUUUAAAAAGGCCAAAGGUUUUAUGUGUUAUUUAGGACCAGGUGAAAUGUUAUAUAUUCCACCUAAAUGGUGGCAUCAUGUAACUGCACUCACAACAAGUUUUUCAGUCAGUUUUUGGUGGACUUAGAUACUUCACAAUUUUAAUCAAAGUUUUAAUCAUAAAUAUUGCACAUCUCUUGCGUUUAAAUAAAUAUUAAAAAUGUUAUAUAAAAUAUCUCUUUGUGUGUGUGUGUGUAAUUAUUAUAUUUUUAACAAUUAAAAAUAUGUCAAAAUUAAUAAUAUAGUUCAUAUGCGUAAAAAUAUAAGUCGACGUAUCGUUAACUUAUAUCUACUUUGUCAAAUUACUGUUAUUCAGUAGUAAUCCACGUUCGUUAUUAAAAUAUAAGUUUUAAAAGAGAAUAUUUGUUGAAUAUGACAACUAUUACAUCAUGUUUGACAAUGAUUAAACCAUUGCUUAAUACACUGAAACAUAUAUUAUUUCUAUUUAGAAUAUUUUUAAUAUGUCAUUAUUAUAUAGCUAUAUUUAUUUAUUAUUAUUAAGUAUAAUGACUAAUAUUAUAUAUCAUACCAUUUUAUAAAAUUUAUGUCCACAUUCUAAUAAAUAAGCACGAUAAUGUAAUAUAUUGAAACUAUCUAUAUAUAUGUGGACAAAUUAGAUUCAUUAUAAAUAAAUAAUUGAUUUCAUUAUUGAUUUAACA
Polistes canadensis is the source of this 1873-nucleotide messenger RNA. It is a transcript of the gene JMJD5, whose product is annotated as lysine-specific demethylase 8. Bases 46 to 1302 code for a protein of 418 amino acids. Gene Ontology annotation, molecular function: histone H3K36 demethylase activity. Gene Ontology annotation, cellular component: nucleus. The transcript has 8 exons. Lineage: Eukaryota; Metazoa; Arthropoda; Insecta; Hymenoptera; Vespidae. The record is from RefSeq and is a predicted model, not a curated record.